Messenger RNA from Micropterus dolomieu (smallmouth bass), 2233 nucleotides. It is a transcript of the gene klf11b, whose product is annotated as Kruppel-like factor 11b. Gene Ontology annotation, molecular function: DNA-binding transcription factor activity, RNA polymerase II-specific; RNA polymerase II cis-regulatory region sequence-specific DNA binding. The record is from RefSeq and is a predicted model, not a curated record. Bases 164 to 1729 code for a protein of 521 amino acids. The transcript has 4 exons. NCBI's taxonomy places the organism in Eukaryota, Metazoa, Chordata, Actinopteri, Centrarchiformes, Centrarchidae. Gene Ontology annotation, biological process: regulation of transcription by RNA polymerase II.
CAGCUGAGAGAGAGGGGAGCCAGUCAGAGGAACAAAAAAACGACCUCAACCCUACCAGAGUACAGGCAGCAGCACUGGCAACCACCGCGGCUUUGUUCUACACUGGCUUUGACAACAAAAAAGGAGAGACAAAACAAGAUAGAUUUAGAUAUUUUACUCUUCUAUGCCAUCCAGAAAUUUUACACAGAUGUUCUCAAACGGGACUGACUACAUGGAUCACUGUGGGUCCUACGUGAAGAGAAGGAGGCAUGACAGCGACCAGUCUGUAUCUAGCACCUCUGGCCUGGAGUACACAGACCUGGAGGCAGCUGAAGCGCUGGUGUGUAUGAGCUCUUGGGGCCAGGGCCACUUCCUCAGCAGCAACAGGCCAAACCCCUGCAAGCCCAGACCCCUCACCCCGGCUUCAGACUCUUGCGACUCCCUCUUGCCGCCGGAACUUCCAGAGCCCCCGAAAGACUUUGUGUCCCUCUCCUCCCUGUGUAUGACCCCCCCUCACAGCCCCAGCUUUGUUGAGACUUCAACAUCCAGCACUGCGCUCCAGUCCAGCUCUGGCCUGGCUGUGUCCUCACAACACUGUGGGUCCGGGCUUCAUCACCUUGUCUUGGCACCCAUUGCUGCAAAGACCCCCUCUCUCCCCCCUCCGCCACAGCCCUGCAGAGCAAUGGCGACCAGCGUUAUCCGCCACACGGCAGACAGCACCCCCUGCCAACACCGCAUUCCAGUGGCUCCCCAUGCAGAGAAAACUAGAGAUACAGUAAUGGCUGCAGCGGCCUAUCGGCAGCAAUGCAUUACAAAGACUGAGCAGAUAAGCACGCCUCUGUCUGCUGCUGCUCCUCUCGCUCCCACAUUAUUCGCCUCAGAGCAAGCCAGACCCUCAAGACCCUGUUUGGACAGCGUCGCCACCCCCACUCCUGUCAAAACCCAACUGCAAAACAGCUCACACGCUCCCCAUGCCCUACCCCCGCCUUCACUCACCAGCCCUCAAAUCAUCUGCCAGAUGUUCCCCGUCAGCAGCCAAUCAGGUAUCAUCUCAGCCUUCAUCCCCAGUGCAGUUCAGACAUCCAGCACUGGGAUUCGAACCGCCACCACCUCCAUCCUCCCCCAGCCCGCCUCAGCUAACGCCGCUCCUGUCCAGCAGUCCCUCAUCAUGGGCUCAGCGGUGCCCCAGGGCACGGUGAUGCUGGUUCUCCCUCAGUCCUCCGUCUCUCAGGCCCCUCAUUGCCCUCAGACUGUGAUGACUCUGGGCAACACCAAGCUGCUACCUCUAGCCCCAGCCCCUGUGUAUGUGCCAGCGGGGCCCAGUGGCGGCACAACAGCCACAAAAAUUGACUUUUCCCGCAGGAGAAACUAUGUCUGUACCUUCCCAGGCUGCAGGAAGACGUAUUUCAAGAGCUCACACCUCAAGGCUCACCUAAGAACACACACAGGUGAGAAGCCGUUCAGCUGCAGCUGGGAUGGCUGCGAUAAGAGGUUUGCCCGCUCUGACGAGCUCUCCCGCCACCGGCGAACACACACCGGUGAGAAAAAAUUUGUGUGUCCUGUGUGCGACCGGAGGUUCAUGCGCAGCGAUCACCUCACUAAACACGCCCGCCGCCACAUGACCACAAAGAAAAUUCCCUCCUGGCAAGCUGAUGUUCGGAGCCUGAACAAAAUGGCUGCUGGCAAAACACCUCCCUCCAAACCUGGACUUGCCACACUAAGCAUGCUGGUGCCUGCCGGCCCAAAGUAGACAAUGAACACUGCUGCCAUCUUACCCACUCCCAAGAUACCACAGGGACACAGGGAGCAGCCGAGCACAUAAGGCUGCUGCUCUUUUACUCAUGGGAAUGAAAGAAAAAACAUGCACUGGACUAGUUUUUCCUCUCUACUGCUCAUUUGUACAUGUAUUUUUCUCUAAAAGUUUCUUUUGUUUACUUUGAUAUCAUUGAUAAUAUGGAUGCACUCUUGCCAAAGCCUUUGUAUGAAGUUUGUCUUAUACAUUUCACCUUCUCCACCCUCUCCUGCAACACAUUUGAUCAACAAACUUUUGAUAUAUAUAUGUCUAUGUGAAUGUAUUGUUUGUUGUACUAUGAAAUGCAUUUAUUUGUCAUAUUUGGGAAAAAUGUUAACAUGAAAAAAUAUGUAAAUAUGAAUAUUAAUCGUCAGUACUAUAAUUAUACAUUGAUUAUAUCGCCCUGUCUAACUUUUCAUAUUAUUUAAUACAUAUUUGUAAUAAAUAUACGAUUCAAUUUGA